CCCUCCCACCCGUCCACUCAUCAGCCGGGGCUCUCUCCUCUACCCUUCAUCUGACUUUUCUUUCUCCCUGGUGCUGCCGGAGAGGAGAAGCACAUAUUUUGGGAGGGGGGAUCAGCCUGAACUUUAGGGAAAAAAACAAAACAAAAACUUUCUCCCCAAACUGGAUAUAAAUUCUAGAAGGAACGUACAAAAAUCAAAGACCUACCACUCAUUCCAAGGGAAGUAUCAAGAAUCUCAGGGGUCCCCAUGAGAGGUGAGGGGGUCUCUACAGCUCUGGGAAAAGUCUGGAGACGGGGUUGAAAAGUUUCCUGGAGCGGAGGAGAGAUUUCCAAAAUGGAUUACAGCUCGUUCAGCGGGGUUCCCCGGUUCCUCACAAGACCCAAGGCCUUCAUGACGUCUGUGGGGAAAGAUGUCACUUUAAGUUGCCAAAUUGUUGGAAGCCCAGCACCCUCAGUCACAUGGGAGAAAGACAAGCUCCAAGUCCAGUCAGGAGGACGCUUCAAAAUGGUGGAAGAUGGCGGCUUAUACCAGCUCACCAUAUACGAUUUGACCUUUGGAGACAGCGGCCAGUACAUAUGCCGCGCAAUCAACAACAUAGGGGAAGCGUUUGCCGCGGUGAUGAUCAAAGUCGGGGAUGAACAGGAGAGCACGGUGGUGGAAUGCCCGCCAUAUUUUAUCCUGAAACCAGUCAACGCCAAGUUGAACCUGGGAGAAAGUGCCACCUUCAAAUGCCGGGUACAGGGCCACCCACAUCCCGUGAUCAAUUGGGAGAAAGAUGGGAAACUGUUGGGAACAGCCAUCGAUUCCAGCCACAUUCGCGUUGAGGUGGACGGGGAAUCCAGCGCUCUGCGGAUACACUGCGUUCGGUAUUCAGACAGCGGGACCUAUGUCUGCCGGGCCGAGAAUUCUGUUGGCCAGGCUAAAGCCUCUGCUUCGCUGUUGAUCGAUUCUCUCAGCAACCUUAACGCCAACAGUAUAAGCUCUCCGGACGUGGGUUAUGGCAAAACGGCCUCCAUGUUGUCUCACCUGCAGAAACGGCGAGAAGAAAUGAGAAAGACAGACCUUUCCAUACUGGGCUCCUAUGACUAUAGCUCCUCUCCCUAUAAAACUGUAGACUCAAUGACCGGCCUGGGUUUUAACCUGUCCCGUGACUAUGAGAGGGCAGCGUCCCUCACGCCAAAAGCAAACCGCGAAGGAACCAUGAGCGUUCUCACGCGCACUUGUACGGUGACGGAGGGUAAGCACGCCAAGAUGAGCUGUUUUGUGACUGGGGAGCCCAAGCCUGAAAUUGUGUGGAAGAAGGACGGAGAGGUGGUCUCGGAGGGCCGGAGGCACGUCGUCUAUGAGGAUGAGCAAGAGAACUUUGUCCUUAAAAUUUUAUUCUGCAAACAAAUCGACAACGGACUGUACACCUGCACGGCGUCUAACCUGGCUGGUCAGACCUACAGCUCCGUGCUGGUCAUCGUGAAAGAGCCCAGAAUCCCCUUCCGAUCGAAGCUGAGGGACCUGGAAGUGCGGGAGAAGGAGUCGGCCACCUUCCAGUGUGAGGUCCCCUACUCUCUCACCGAGUCAGCCUGGUUCAAGGAGGAGACGAAGAUCCAGCAGAGCACUAAGUAUAGCAUUGAGGAGGAGGGCACCAUCCGCAGACUGACUGUACAGAACGUCACCGCAGACGAUGACGCCGUGUACAUUUGUGAGAUGAAAGAGGGCAGCCGCACAAUCGCUGAGUUGUCCGUCCAAGGAAACAUAAUUAAAAAGUUGCCGCGCAGGACAGCCGUCCCGGUGAAUGAUACGGCCAUAUUUUGCGUUGAGCUGGACAACGAUUGCCAGAAGUUCAAAUGGAUUAUCAACGGGGAAGAAGUAAAAUCCGGUGGGCGGAUCUCUAUCACGUCUUCUGGCAAACAGCAUACCAUGAUUAUCCGGGAAUGCCAGAACAGCGACUCUGGCGAGAUCGCCUUCAUAGCCGAUGAAUGUAAAACAUCCACCAAAUUUACCGUCACCGUCUUAAGAAAACCUCCCUCCGUCGCCCCUAUUAACCCUGUGGUGACUGAAAAGACUGAAACAUCUGUGAAAUUAGUCUGGUCCCCUCCCCCAAUUGAUCGCCCGGUGCCAAUCGAUGGGUACAUUGUAGAACGUAAGAAGCUUGGAGCCAUGACUUGGGUGAGGUGCCAUGAAUCAGCCAAUGUACCCACCUCGGAAUUAAGAGUCAGCCACGUGCCAGAUGAAGGGAGCUUCCAGUUCAGGGUCAGUGCCGUUAAUAGCUAUGGCCAGAGUCCGUACCUGGAGUUCCCUGGAACGUUGUACCUCGAACCUGUUCCCUCCAUUAAAACCCCUCUGAAACCUGUUGAAGUCACAGCAGGGGAAGAAGCAACGUUCUCCAUUGACCUCACCACGGUGUCUUCUGGCACUUGGCUAAUUAAUGGCAAAGUGAUUGAGAACAGCGAGCAGUAUCUGGUGAAACGCAUGAAGAACACCCACAUUCUGAUCAUCAGGAACGUCACCCAACUUGAGGACCAAGCGGAAGUGAAAUUCACUUGUAAAGAGAUCGAGAACAGCACCAAACUCCGGGUGAAAGCCCUUCCUAAAUUCACAAGCACCAACAAGACCAAUGAGGUGAAGGUGACCUCUGGGGAGCAGGCGGAAUUUGUCUCGGAGACUUCUGAGGAGAACGUAACUGUACUCUGGUACAAAGACAGCAAAGAGAUCAGGAACUCCAAGAAAUUCUCUGUCGAAGCGAAAGGAAAACACCAAAAACUUGUCAUCUCAUGUGUCAGGAAAGAAGACGAAGGCUUGUACACAUGCAGAGUCGGCAACGACUCACUUACCUUCACAUUAAAAGUUACAGAACCUGAGCCUGCGUUCACCAAUCAGGACAAGGUGCAGAGGGAGGUCCAUGUCAAACUGACCGAGAGCGCCACCCUGAGCUGCGAGGUGUCCCAGGCCAAGACGGAGGUGAAAUGGUACAAGGACGGGAAGCUGAUCACCUCCAGCAAGAAACUGAGGCUGGAGUCUGAGGGCAAAUCCAGACGCCUGGUGGUGGAGCAGGUGGAGAAGAAAGACGCCGGAGAGUACAGCUGUGAAGCCGCCGGGCAGAAGAUCAACUUCAAGAUCAACGUCAAAGAAACAGAGGCUGCGUUCAUCAAUCAGGACAAAGUUCAAAAGGAGGUAGCAGCCUCCUUGACCGAGAGCGCCACCCUGAGCUGCGAGGUCUCUGACAGCAAGACGGAGGUGAAAUGGUACAAGGAUGGGAAGCUGGUCACCUCCAGCAAGAAACUGAGGGUGGAGUGUGAGGGCAAAUACCGCCGCCUGGUGGUGGAGCAGGUGGAGAAGAAAGACGCUGGAGAGUACAGCUGUGAGGCCGCCGGGCAGAAGAUCAACUUCAAGGUCAACGUCAAAGAGCCCAAACCUGCAUUCACCAACUUGGAGAAGGUGCAGAAGGAGGUCCAGGCUGCCCUGACCGAGAGCGCCACCCUGAGCUGCGAGGUGUCCCAGGAGAAGACAGAGGUAAAAUGGUACAAGGAUGGGAAGCUGGUCACCUCCAGCAAGAAACUGCGGGUGGAGUCUGAGGGCAAAUCCCGCCGCCUGGUGGUGGAGCAGGUGGAGAAGAAAGACGCUGGAGAGUACAGCUGUGAGGCUGCAGGGCAGAAGAUCAACUUCAAGAUCAAUGUCAAAGAAACCGAGGCUGCGUUCAUCAAUCAUGACAAAGUGCAGAAGGAGGUAGCAGCCUCCCUGACCGAGAGCGUCACCUUGUGCUGCGAGGUCUCCGACAGCAAGACGGAGGUGAAGUGGUACAAGGACGGGAAGCUGGUCACCUCCAGCAAGAAACUGAGGGUGGAGUCUGAGGGCAAAUACCGCCGCCUGGUGGUGGAGCAGGUGGAGAAGAAAGACGCCGGAGAGUACAGCUGUGAGGCCGCCGGGCAGAAGAUCAACUUCAAAGUCAACGUCACAGAGCCCAAACCUGCAUUUACCAACUUGGAGAAGGUGCAGAAGGAGGUCCAGGCCGCCCUGACCCAAAGCGCCUCCCUGAGCUGUGAGGUGUCCCAGGAGAAGACGGAGGUGAAAUGGUACAAGGACGGGAAGCUGAUCACCUCCAGCAAGAAACUGAGGGUGGAGUCUGAGGGCAAAUCCCGCCACCUGGUGGUGGAGCAGGUGGAGAAGAAAGACGCCGGAGAGUACAGCUGUGAGGCCGCCGGGCAGAAGGUCAACUUCAAGGUCAACGUCAAAGAACCCGAGCCUGCGUUCACCCACCAGGACAAGGUGCAGAAGGAGGUCCAGGCCGUCCUGACCGAGAGCACCACCCUGAGCUGUGAGGUGUCCCAGGAGAAGACGGAGGUGAAAUGGUACAAGGAAGGGAAGCUGGUCACCUCCAGCAAGAAACUGCGGGUGGAGUCUGAGGGCAAAUCCCGUCGCCUGGUGGUGGAGCAGGUGGAGAAGAAAGACGCCGGAGAGUACAGCUGUGAGGUUGCCGGGCAGAAGAUCAACUUCAAGAUCAACGUCAAAGAACCUGAGCCUGCGUUCACCAGUCAGGACAAGGUGCAGAAGGAGGUCCAGGCCGUCCUGACCGAGAGCGCCACCCUGAGCUGCGAGGUGUCCCAGGAGAAGACGGAGGUGAAAUGGUACAAGGACGGGAAGCUGAUCACCUCCAGCAAGAAACUGCGGGUGGAGUCUGACGGCAAAUCCCGCCGCCUGGUGGUGGAGCAGGUGGAGAAGAAAGACGCCGGAGAGUACAGCUGUGAGGCCGCCGGGCAGAAGAUCAACUUCAAGAUCAAUGUCAAAGAACCUGAGCCUGCUUUCACCCAUCCGGCCAAGGUGCAGAAGGACGUUUUGGCCAUAAUUAGUGAAAGCGCCACCCUGAGCUGCGAGGUGUCGCAGGAGAAGACGGAGGUGAAAUGGUACAAGGACGGGAAGCUGAUCACCUCCAGCAAGAAACUGAGGGUGGAGUCUGACGGCAAAUCCCGCUGCCUGGUGGUGGAGAAGGUGGAGAAGAAAGACGCGGGAGAGUACAGCUGUGAGGUCGCCGGGCAGAAGAUCAACUUCAAGAUCAAUGUGAAAGAACCUGAGCCUGCUUUUACCAAUCAGGAUAAGGUGCAGAAGGACGUAGUGGCCGUUAUAAGUGAGAGCGCCACCCUGAGCUGCGAGGUGUCCCAGGAGAAGACGGAGGUGAAGUGGUACAAGGACGGGAAGCUGGUCACCUCCAGCAAGAAACUGCGGGUGGAGUCUGAGGGCAAAUCCCGCUGCCUGGUGGUGGAGCAGGUGGAGAAGAAAGACGCCGGAGAGUACAGCUGUGAGGCCGUCGGGCAGAAGAUCAACUUCAAAGUCAAAGUGAAAGAACCCGAACCUGCGUUCGCCCACCAGGACAAGGUGCAGAAGGAGGUCCAGGCCGUCCUGACCCAAAGCGCCACCCUGAGCUGCGAGGUGUCCCAGGAGAAGACGGAGGUGAAGUGGUACAAGGACAGGAAGCUGGUCACCUCCAGCAAGAAACUGCGGGUGGAGUCUGAGGGCAAAUCCCGCCGCCUGGUGGUGGAGCAGGUGGAGAAGAAAGACGCUGGAGAGUACAGCUGUGAGGCCGCCGGGCAGAAGAUCAACUUCAAGGUCAACGUCAAAGAACCUGAGCCUGCGUUCACCCACCAGGACAAGGUGCAGAAGGAGAUCCAGGCCGUCCUGACUGAGAGCGCCACCCUGAGCUGCGAGGUGUCCCAGGAGAAGACGGAGGUGAAGUGGUACAAGGACGGGAAGCUAGUCACCUCCAGCAAGAAACUGCGGGUGGAGUCUGACGGCAAAUCCCGCCGCCUGGUGGUGGAGCAGGUGGAGAAGAAAGACGCUGGAGAGUACAGCUGUGAGGCCAACGGGCAGAAGAUCAACUUCAAGAUCAACGUCAAAGAACCUGAGCCUGCUUUCACCAAUCAGGACAAGGUGCAGAAGGACGUAGUGGCCGUUAUAAGUGAGAGCGCCACCCUGAGCUGCGAGGUGUCCCAGGAGAAGACGGAGGUGAAGUGGUACAAGGACGGGAAGCUGGUCACCUCCAGCAAGAAACUACGGGUGGAGUCUGACGGCAAAUCCCGCCGCCUGGUGGUGGAACAGGUGGAGAAGAAAGACGCCGGAGAGUACAGCUGUGAGGUCGCCGGGCAGAAGAUCAACUUCAAGAUCAACGUCAAAGAACCUGAGCCUGCUUUCACCCACCAGGACAAGGUGCAGAAGGACGUAGUGGCCGUUAUAAGUGAGAGCGCCUCCCUGAGCUGCGAGGUGUCCCAGGAGAAGACGGAGGUGAAGUGGUACAAGGACGGGAAGCUGGUCACUUCCAGCAAGAAACUGCGGGUGGAGUCUGACGGCAAAUCCCGCCGCCUGGUGGUGGAGCAGGUGGAGAAGAAAGACGCCGGAGAGUACAGCUGUGAGGCCAACGGGCAGAAGAUCAACUUCAAGAUCAACGUCAAAGAACCUGAGCCUGCGUUCACCCACCAGGACAAGGUGCAGAAGGACGUAGUGGCCAUUAUAAGUGAGAGCGCCUCCCUGAGCUGCGAGGUGUCCCAGGAGAAGACGGAGGUGAAGUGGUACAAGGACGGGAAGCUGGUCACCUCCAGCAAGAAACUGCGGGUGGAGUCUGACGGCAAAUCCCGCCGCCUGGUGGUGGAGCAGGUGGAGAAGAAAGACGCUGGAGAGUACAGCUGUGAGGUCGCCGGGCAGAAGAUCAACUUCAAGAUCAACGUCAAAGAACCUGAGCCUGCUUUCACCAAUCAAGACAAGGUGCAGAAGGACGUAGUGGCCGUUAUAAGUGAGAGCGCCACCCUGAGCUGCGAGGUGUCCCAGGAGAAGUCGGAGGUGAAAUGGUACAAGGACGGGAAGCUGGUCACUUCCAGCAAGAAACUGAGGGUGGAGUCUGAGGGCAAAUCCCGCCGCCUGGUGGUGGAGCAGGUGGAGAAGAAAGACGCCGGAGAGUACAGCUGUGAGGUCGCCGGGCAGAAGAUCAACUUCAAGGUCAACGUCAAAGAACCAGAAGCCAAGUUCCAGAAAUUACCUGUGCAGAAAGAACCAAUCAUAGUGCAGGAACACGAGGAUGUUACCCUGGCGACCUCUGUCCUCCCGGAAAAUGCCCAGGUGAAAUGGUUCAAGGAUGGAACUGAGCUGACUGCCUCCAAGAAGUACCAUAUGACCGUAGCAGGGGCUUCACGGACUCUCAUUGUGAAAACGGCAGAGAGUAAGGACAGCGCUGUGUACACCUGCAGGACCAAAAGCGACACGCAGGACUUUAAAGUGCAGGUUAAAGAAAUCCCGGUGACGUUUGUGAAGAAGAUGGAGGCGGUGACGGGGGAGACCGGUUCUUCCGUCACACUGACCUGUGAGCUUGGCCAGUCAAAGGGCGACGUGAUCUGGAAGAGGAGCGGUGAGGAGAUCAAACCUGGCAAACGCUUCCAGAUCCGGUCUGAUGGGGGCAGGCGAAGCCUCACCAUCUCCCAGCUGAAGGCGGAGGAUGGCGGGCAGUAUUCCUGCGAGUCCCGGAAUGACAAAACCAUUGCGCAGCUGACUACCAAAGCCCCCAGGGUGGUGAAGUUCACAGCAGAGCUGAACAAUGUGGUGGUAGAGGAAGGAGCGGAGGCCACAUUUAAAUGCACCGUGUCCCCGGAGGACGCCGAGGUAGCCUGGUACAGAAACGGCGCCAUGAUUGAAAAGAGCAAUAAAUUCACAUUCAGCAAGAAGGGAACCGUCCACAGCCUGACUAUCAGCCACCUGACCAUGCAAGACGCGGCUGAGAUCACCGCACAGGCCGAAGGGGUGAAGACAACCGGCAGCCUGAAGGUCCGAGAGGCACCAGUGGUAUUUAAGAAGAAGUUGGAAGCAGUCACGGUGGAAGAGAGACAGGCCGCCCAUCUGGAAGCCGAGCUGUCCAAAGCCUCCAAGGAAGUGAAGUGGAUGAAGAACGGCAUCAUCCUACAGUCCGGCGACAACAUCGAGAUUAAAUCUGAGGGAACGAAGCAGGUUCUCAUUGUGAAGAACGCCGCGUUCACCGACCGUGGCCUGUACGCCUGCGAGACGCUGGAUGACAAGACUCAGGCCAAGCUCACUGUGGAGACACGGCAGGUGAAGCUCGUCAAAGGCCUACGGGACGUCCAGGUGCGCGAGAAGGACUCGGCCACCUUUGACCUAGAGCUCUCUCAUGAAGACGUCGAGGGAUCAUGGACGAAAGAUGGUCUGAAAUUGAAGCCCUCAGACUCCUGCAAAAUGACGGCUAAGGGCAAAAAACAUGGACUCGUGCUCUCGUCUGUGAAGCAGGAGGACACGGGAGCCAUUGCCUUUAAAUCAGAAGGCGUACAGACUUCUGCCAAGCUCACUGUCCUAGAACCGCCAGUAAAAAUCAGCCACCCUCUUAAAGACACCACAGCCUCAGAGAAGGAGAAGGUGACAUUUGAAUGUGAGGUGUCAAGGCCUAACGCGGAGGUGAAAUGGUUAAAGGACGGAUUGGAGUUGCGACCAAGCAAAAAAAUCACCAUUAUUUCCCAAGGUAAAAAGCGAAACCUCACAAUCCACAAGUGUGAAUUCGGUGACAAAGGGACAUAUGUCUGCGACGCCGGAGAUGACAAGAGUUCCGCCGUCCUGACCGUGCAAGCCCGGGACAUCCAGUUCAUUAAGCCAUUAGUAGAUGUGGAAGUGAUGGAAAAGGAAACGGCUUCAUUCAUCUGUCAGAUUUCUCACGAUGAUGUCGAAACGCAAUGGUACAAAAAUGGCGUAAAACUGAGGGCGGGAGAAAAUGUUAAGAUACGCCAGGAAGGAAGGACGUAUUCACUGAUCUUCAAAAGCGUCCAGCCUGAAGAUGCCGGAGACAUUAAAUUUGUGGCUGAAAGUGCAGAAUCAGAAGCAAGUCUGCGCAUCAAAGAACUUCCCGUUAAAAUAACGAAGCCGCUGCGGGAUAAGAUCGCCAUAGAAAAGCACCGCGUGUUCCUCGAGUGCCAGGUAUCUCGUGCCAACGCGGAGGUGACCUGGUACAAGAAAGACAAAGAGAUUCAAGCGGAUAAUAGGUAUGAGAUUGUCAGCCAGGGGCUGUACAGGAAGCUCAUUAUCAACGAGGUGGAGUUCCAGGAUGAGGACACCUACACCUGUGACGCAGGAGAUGCCAAGACCACCGCGCAGCUGCUGGUCGAAGAACAAUCUAUCAAUAUUGUGAGUGAGCUGUGUGACGUGGAGGUGACGAAGCCGGAAAAGGCCGCCUUUGAGUGUGUAACCUCCAUCGUGUCCGUGAAACCACCAAAGUGGAUUCUUGGUGGUGAAGUUCUACAGGAUGGAAAAGACGUAACAAUAGAACAAGAGGGAACGCUCCACCGCCUCACCCUGUGGAAAACAUCUCCAGAGAUGAGUGGCGCUGUCCAGUUUCACAUUGGGAAAUCCAAAUCCACCGCCAAUCUGGUUGUCAAAGAUAUUCCGAUACAGGUCACAGAAGGGAUUGAAGACAAGACCGUCAACGAGCGGCAGACUGUUAUUUUGUCCUGUGAGUUCAAACCCCCUCCCAAAUUUGUAGAAUGGUACCAUGGGAAGACGCUGAUUGAGGCAUCAGAGAGGUACAGACUAAAGCAGGAGAGGAACACGGCGGAGCUUCGGAUUGUGAAGGUGUCUCCUGAUGACGCAGGCGUGUACAUCUGCAAAGCUGGAACUGCGCAGACCUCUGGGACGCUGACGGUUAAAGCUCGCGACGUGAAAGUGCUGAAGCCUCUGGCCGACGCGGAGGUGGAUGAGGAAAGCUGCGCCGUGUUCUCCUGUGAGCUGUCUCAUGAAGACGAGGAGGUUGAGUGGUUCCUGAACGACACUCUACUGUACACCAAUAACUACAACGAUAUUCAGAAGAUCGGCGGCAGCCACACCCUCACCCUGAGGCAAGUGGCCGCUCAGGACUCGGGAACUGUGACUGUGAAGACCCAGAAGCUGUCUCUGAGCGCGGCGCUGAAGGUUAAAGAAAAGCCGGUGGUUUUCAUGAAAUCUUUGGAUGACGCGGUGGGUGAGGAGCGAGGAACGAUCACGCUGAAGUGCGAAGUCUCCAAACCCAAAGUCUCGCCGAUCUGGAAGAAGGACGACCAGGUCCUGCCGAACAGAGAGAAGUAUCAGCAGAUACAGGCAGGGAAAACGGUGUCUCUCAUCAUCCACAAUCUGAGCAAGGCCGACGCGGGUCUGUACAUCUGUGACAUUGGGACGGAUGUGGCAAAGUCCAAAGUCGGAGUUCAAGAGCUCAAUAUCGGGAUCACUAAACGUCUGAAGAGCACUGAGGCCAAGGAAGGCGAGAGCUGCACGUUUGAAUGUGUCCUCUCCCACGAGAGCAUCGACGAAUGCUCAUGGACGCUGAAUGGACUGGAAGUAGAGAAUGACCAGAGGUUUGAGGUGUCCAACAAGGGGCGGAAGUACUUGCUUAGGAUUAAGGAAGUGAAGGCCGGUGACGACGGGGAGGUGAUCUUCACAGCCCGCAACCUGACGUCUAAGGCCUCCUUGGUUGUGAAAGAAAAGCCUGCUGUUAUCACAAAGCCCCUAGAAGACAAAACGGCCAUCUCAGGAGAAGACAUUGUGUUGAAAUGUGAGAUAUCCAAAGAAGAUACAAACGUCAAGUGGUCCAAGGAUGGCAAAGUGUUGAAGAGGAGCCAGGAAUAUGAAAUCUUCCAGGAAGGAACGGAGACCUGGUUGAUAAUCCAUGAAGCCUCGUCCAAAGACUCAGGAGAGUAUAUAUGUGAAACCAGCAUCUCCAAAACCAAAGCUACAGUUCAAAUCUCAGAAAAACCCAACAGGUUCACCAAAGAGCUUAGUGAUGUCAAAUCUGAGGAAGGGGAGACAGCUAUGUUCUCCUGCGAGACUGAGAGGGGCGCUCCCGCUGUGAAGUGGAGGAAAGGAAUCUCGGAGCUCAAGUCGUCUAAGAAAUACAAACUCGGACAAAAAGGCAAUGUCCUGAGCCUGACGGUGAACGAUUUAGAGAAGAGCGACAGCGAUAUUUACAUAUGUGACAUUGGAGAUGCGCAGACCAAGGCCUCUCUCACUGUGAAAGGCCGCAAAGUUCUUCUAGUUGAAGAUCUUGAAGAUGUUGAAGUUUUUGAAGGGGAAUUUGCCACUUUUAAAUGUAGGAUCUCCCCGGCGCACCACAGCAGUGUGCAGUGGUUCCUGGAUAAAACGCCAUUAGAGACAAAUGACGUAAAUGAGAUACAGACACUCCCGGGUGGAUAUCACACGUUGGCUCUCAAGAAACUAGGUGUCAAGGAUUCUGGGACAGUCACCUUUGAAGCCGGAGAUCAGAAAACAUCUGCAAAACUAUUAGUGAAAGAGAAACCUGUCAUCAAUUUGGAAGUAUCACAGGGGGAAAGUGCAACACUUACUGUAAAAACCUCAAAACCAAAUGAGCCAGUAACCUGGUACAAAGAUGACAAAGUCCUUAGAAAUUCAUCCAAGUAUCAGAUCACUAGGUCUGGAUGUGAGACUGAGUUGGUUAUACGUGACACGAAUGAUAAAGACAGCGGCACAUAUCUCUGCGAAUAUGGAACAGUGAAAGCUAGGACAGUUCUUGAUGUUAAGGCCAUUCAAGCCUACUUUAAGCGGGAAGUCCAGAGCACUGACGCUGAGGAAGGCGAGACGGCCACGCUGUUCUGUGAGCUCUCCAGCGAGAAAGCCGAGGUGCAGUGGAAGAAGGACGGACAGACGCUGGGCUACGGCAAUAAGUACGAGAUGCGGGUGAAAGAUCGGAGAGUGGAGUUACUGGUCCACAACGUGGAGAAAGAGGAUGCCGGAACUUAUACUUGUGAGACUGGGGAACUUACAUCUUCCGCAACCUUAACUGUGAAGGCUGUUCAGGUCCUAUUUAAACGCGGCCUACGCAACGAGAAGGCCAAGGAGGGCGGCACGGUGAAACUGCACUGCGAGCUGAGCAAGCCUGGCGCGCCGGUGACGUGGACAAAGGACGAGCAAGCUUUGGAAAGCGGUGAGAAGUACGAAAUCAAGCAGCAAGGCAGGAUGGUGGAGCUGCUCAUUCUCAACGUGAGGCCCGAGGACUCCGGUGACUAUACCUGCGACACCGGAAACCAGAAGAGCACCGCUCACGUGACGGUGGCGGCUCUCCCAGUCCGCUUCAAACAAGACCUGAAAGAUUGUGAAGUGGACGAAGGCUCCUCAGUGACCCUGUCCUGUGAGACCACAAAGGCUGACGCUCACGUGGUCUGGAAGAAAGGCGUCACGGCUCUCCAUGAAAAUGACAAGUUUAGCUUCAGGCAGCAGGGAAGCCAGGUGGAGCUGGUCAUUCGUAACGUAAGAGCCGAGGACGCCGGGAGCUACACGUGUGAUACCGGAGACCAACAGACUGCUGCCCGACUCAGAGUCAGAGAGCUACCAGCUCGCUUCACACAGGAGCUCACACCCCAGACGAUGUCUGAGGGAGAGUCUGCCACCCUGCGCUGCCAACUUAACAAGCCGGACACCACGGUGGAGUGGCGGAAGGAGAACAAAGCGAUCAAGCAGAGUAAGAAGUACAAAACUCGCCAGGAGGGCCUGAUAUCUGAGCUGGUCAUACGUGACCUGACCCUGGAGGAUGGCGGAGACUACACGUGUGUCUGUGGGGACCUCCAGACAUCGGCCGCGGUGACAGUAACCGCGUCACCUCCCCAUUUCAAAGAAGAGCUGAAGAGCGAGAAGGCGUCGGAAGGCGACCAGGCUACCCUGCGCUGCGAGCUGACCAAACCUGGCGCCUCCGUAGAAUGGAGAAAGGCAAACCAGACUCUACAUGCUGACGACAAAUACACAAUGAGGCAGGAAGGCCUGAGCGCUGAACUGAUAAUAAAAAAUCUAGAUGAGAAGGAUUCUGGGAGCUACGCCUGCGUGUGCGGAGAUCGGCAGACCACAGCCAUGUUGACUGUGAAUGCGCUUCCGAUACUCUUCAAAGAAAAACUAGUCAACGCGGACGCCUUAGAAGGAGACCACGUCACACUCCGCUGUGCGCUCAACAAACCGGCCACCGCCGUAGAGUGGCAGAAAGGCCACACGACCCUGAGACACGGAAACAAGUACACCAUGAAGCUGGAAGGGCUGACGGCAGAGCUUAAAAUUCAUGACCUCGAUUUAAAAGACGGAGGAAGUUACACGUGUGUCUGUGGGGAGCAAGAGACCACGGCAAAACUGAAAGUCAACGCUCGGCCUGUGCUUUUCAAACAAGAUCUGAGAAGUGAGCAAAGUACGGAGGGCUCGGCAGUGACUCUGCGCUGUGAGUUGACCAAUCCUCCACCGUUCCUCGAGUGGAGAAAAGGAGACACCGUUCUUAGGCCAAGUGCCAAGUAUGAAAUGCGUCAGGACGGGGCCGUAGCAGAGCUGAUAGUUCAAGACUUAGAGCAGAAUGACAUUGGAGAGUAUACCUGUGUCUGCGGGGAGCAGGAGUCCACAGCCCUACUUAUAGUGAAUGAACUUCCUGUUCAUUUCAAACAUGGACUUCAGAAUGAGACUGGGUCGGAAGGAGAGAGAGUGGUCUUGCACUGCGAGCUUAGUAAGCCCAACGUAGGCGUGGAAUGGCGAAAGAACAACAGCAUCCUCCACGAAUCUGGAAAACACGUCAUGAAACAGGACGGCUCGACUGUAGAGCUCGUCAUUUGCGCCCUAGACGAGGAAGACGCCGGAAUUUACAGCUGCAUCUAUGGAGACCAAGAGACCUCAGCAACUGUAACUGUUGCAGCUCUGCCACCAAGAUUUAAGCAAGAGCUAGAAAACCAGGACUGCGUGGAAGGGCAGGCGGCCAUUUUGAAGUGUCAGCUGACCAAGGCAAAUGCCCGGUUGGAGUGGAGAAAAGGCCUUGAGGUCCUCCAGCCGGGGGACAAGUACAAGAUGAGCCAGGACGGCUGUGAGGCCGAGCUGGUGAUAUGUAAUGUAGACUUGCAAGAUGGCGGCCGGUAUUCUUGUGUGUGCGGAGAGCAACAGACGUCCGCUACGAUGGUAGUCAAUGCAUUGCCUCCAGAAUUUAAGGAAGAGCUGAAGCCCCUGGAAGCACCAGAAGGCAGCUCGGUAACUUUACACUGCGAGCUUACCAAACCUGGAGCCACUCUGGAGUGGAGGAAAGGACACAAGAUUAUUACGCCAAGUGACAAGUACAAACUCAUUCAGGAAGGUCUGGUGGCGGAACUGGUUAUUGGUCAUGUGGACCAGCAGGACACUGGGAGAUAUAUCUGUGUGUGUGGAGACAAUCAGACCGUGGCAUCACUGACGGUGAAGGCUCUUCCGCCUCGAUUCUCAGAAGAACUGAAGGACCAGGAAAGUGUUGAAGGGGAGUCGGUGACUCUGCGCUGUGCGCUGACCAAGCCCAAAGCUGCUCUGGAGUGGAGGAAGGGUCAGAAACUUCUUAAACCAAGUGACAAAUAUAAGUUCCUCCAGCACGGGCUUGUUGCUGAGAUGGUUAUUAAUGGUCUGGGCGUGGAAGAUGCCGGGGAGUACACGUGUGUAUGUGGGGACCACCAAACGACGGCAUCCGUGGCUGUGAAGGCUCUGCCACCACGAUUCCAAACGGAGUUAAAGAGCCAGGAAGCCGUUGAGGGCAGCUCGGCCACUCUGCGCUGUGAGCUGACCAAACCCAAGGCCUCCCUGGAGUGGAGAAGGGGACAGAAGGCCAUCGGAGAAAGCGACAAGUACACGGUCACCCAGGAGGGUCUCAUCGCUCAGCUGGUUAUACAUAAUUUGGACCUGAAAGACGCCGGGGAAUAUACAUGUAUAUGCGGAGAUCAUCGCACUACGGCCUCUCUGACUGUCAAUGCUCUUCCGCCACGAUUUAAAGAAGAACUGAAGGACAAGGAAAGUGCUGAAGGGGAGUCGGUGACUCUGCGCUGUGCGCUGACCAAGCCGAAAGCAGCUCUGGAGUGGAGAAAAGGGCAGAGGGCCCUUACACCGAGCGACAAAUAUAAAUUCAUCCAGGAGGGUCUUGUGGCUGAGCUGGUUAUUAACCGCCUGGACCCUGAAGAUGCUGGGGAGUACACGUGUGUAUGUGGAGACCAGCGAACGUCAGCGUCCCUCAGCGUGAAGGCGCUCCCUGUUGUUUUCCUGGAGGAACUGAGGAACGAAGUGGCAACUGAGGGCCAAGCCGUCACUCUGCGCUGUGAACUGAGUAAGCCGGGUGUGAGUGUGUCCUGGCAGAAGGACAAGACUGCCAUCAGAGCAAGUGACAAGUACGUCAUGUCCCAGGAGGGGGCUGCCGCAGAGCUGACAAUCUGUAACCUGGACCUGAAAGAUGCCGGGAACUACACCUCUGUAUGCGGAGACCAGCAAAGCUCUGCAAAGCUAACUGUACAGGAAAUACCUGCAUUUUUUAAUGAGGGACUGAAAAACAAACAAGAGACCGAGGGCCAGGAAGCCAUUUUCCAGUGUCAGCUGACCAAGCCCAGCGCACAAGUAGAGUGGAAGAAAGGAGAGAAGUCCCUGAGACCUGGGGACAAGUACAAAAUGCAUCAGGAGGGCCUUAAUACUCAGCUGAUCAUCAGAGACCUAGAUCUGAAGGAUUCAGGGAACUACUCAUGCUUGUGUGGAGAGGAGGCAACUACAGCAACUUUAACCGUCACUGAGUUACCCGCACAAUUCAGUACCAAGCUGACCAACGUUGAGGCUCUGGAAGGGGGAACGGCGGUUUUGCACUGUAAGGUGACAAAGCCAUCGGCUUCGGUGCAGUGGAAGAAGGGUGUGGCGGCCCUGUGGCCCAGCGACAAGUACGACAUGAGGCAGGAGGGUUGCAGAGCGGAGCUCCAGAUAAAUGAUCUGGAACUGGCGGACGCAGACCAGUACUCCUGUCAGUGUGAUGGCCAGGAGACAACGGCUUGCUUAACCGUCAACGCUCUGCCGGUUAUCUUUAAAGAGCAGCUGAAAAGUCUGGAAGUUACGGAAGGGGAGACCGCGUUUCUGCGCUGCCAGCUCAAUAAGCCCCACCUGUCGGUGGAGUGGGCGAGAGGAGAUGACGAACUGAGUCCCGGAGACAGGAUCAGCAUUAAGCAGGAUGGACCAGACGCCCAUCUCAUCAUCUGUAAUGUUACUGUAAAGGACGCUGGGCGCUAUACGUGUAGAUGCGGCGAUGCGGCGACCAUGGCGGAGCUGUCAGUGAAUGCCCUCCCUCUGUUAUUUAAAGAGGAGCUGAAAACCGUUAUAGUCACGGAGGGUGAAAGAGCCACGCUGAGGUGCGAGGUGAACAAGCCGGAGGCACCUGUGGAGUGGUACAAAGGAGACGAGAUCAUUCGGCCUAGUGACAGGUGCAUGCCGCAACAGGAAGGAGCUAUCGCUAUGCUCAUCUUUCUGGAUGCUGGUGUAGCGGAUGCCGGAGACUACACCUGUGUCUGCGGAGAGGCCAAGACGACCGGUCACCUGCAAGUACAAGCUCUGCCCGUCACCUUCACGCGGCCGCUGCAGAACACUGAGGCCCGUGAGGAGGACACUGUGACUCUGCAUUGUGAAACCUCCAAGGCCGGUGCAGCCUUAGAAUGGAGGAAAGCCGGCUUGGGGCUGCGGCCCGGCAGCAAAUACGAGAUGCGGCAGAGAGAGCGUGUGGCAGAAUUGUUAAUACACAACCUGAAGCUGGAGGACACGGGAGAGUACAGCUGUGAUACUGGGGACCAGGAGACUAAAGCAUACCUGACGGUGAAAGCUCUACCUAUAGUAUUUACUAAGCCAGUGAAGAAUACAGUAGUAGAAGACGGGGUUACGGUGACGCUACGCUGUGAGACGUCCAAGCCUAAUGUCCAGGUAGAAUGGAGGAAAGGGACUGUAGCACUGUUCCCUUGUGCCAAGUAUGAAAUGAGACAAGAGGGUGCGGUGGCUGAACUGGUCAUCUUUGAUGCUGAAGGAGAAGAUGCAGCGGAUUAUACCUGCGAUACCGGAGACCAGCAGACCACCGCUACCGUCAAAGUUAAUGUCCUCCACUUUGUGCAGAAUUUGCAGAACGUGGAAGCAGAAGAGGGCGGAAGCGCCUGUCUCCGCUGUGAGGUCUCCACCAAGAUGGCCUCCGUGGAGUGGAGGAAAGGAACCGAGAAGCUGCAGCCCAACCACAAGUAUGAAAUGCAGCAAGAUGGCGCAGUGCGCAAGCUGGUUAUUCACGACCUGGAGCCGGAAGACGCUGGAGAAUAUGUGUGUGUGGCCCGAAGCAAGAAAACCUCAGCCAUGCUCACUGUGACAGAACCGGAUGUCACCAUUGUCAGCCGUCUCAAAGACCUGUCAGUGUUUGCCGGGGAAGACGCCGUGUUCAGGUGUGAAGUCUCCCAUGCGAACGCCAAGGAUGUAGAAUGGAAGCUGCAGGGGGUCACUCUGGAAAGUAACGAGGUGAAUGAGAUCUCGGUGGAGAAAGGGAAGACUCACAUCCUUAAGCUCAGCAGCGUGACGCUGGAUGACUCCGGAGCCAUCACGUUUAGAGUCGGUCCCUACACCUCUACGGCCAACCUUACCAUCAAAGCCCCGCUCCCGGUCUUCACCAGAGGGCUGACCGAUGUGGAGGUGGAAGAAGACGCCACGGUCGUACUACAGUGCGAGGUGUCGCAGCCCGGUGUGCCCCUGACGUGGAGGAAAGGCGCAGAGCAGAUCUCACCCAGCGCCAAGCACACUUUCCUGGAUCAGGGUACUGUCCAGAUCCUGCAGAUCCACGAUGCCAAGCCUGGAGAUUCCGGCGUGUACACCUGCGACACCGGCAACCAGGAAACAAAGGCUAAAGUAACGGUUACAGCUAUCCCAGUGGUUUUUGAGCAGAAACCUGAAAAUCAGAGCUGCGAGGAGGGUUCUACAGUCACCGUUCGAGCGCAGAUCUCAAAGCCCAAUGCCCAGGUUGAGUGGAAGAAGGGGGCCGUGCAGAUCAGGCCCAGUGACAAGUAUGAGAUCAGGCAGAAAGGGAAAACGGUGGAACUGAUCAUACACCAGGCCCAGCCGGAGGACUCGGGAGAGUACACCUGUGACAGCGGAGACCAGCGGGUGACUUCUGCUGUGCAGGUGACAGCAAUACCCACGCUGAUCACACGCCACCUCCAGAAUGAGCAGGGAGAGGAGAACGGGUCUGUGACGCUGAGGGCGGAGAUCUCCAAGGCCGACGCCCCUGUGACUUGGCAGAAAGCUGGAGUAGCUCUUAAACCGGGGGCCAAAUAUGAAAUUAAGCAGUCAGGGUGCGUGGUAGAACUUCAUAUACACAAACUGCAACAGAUGGAUGCGGCGGAAUACACGUGUGAGACUGGGGACCAGAAGUCGGUGGCUUCGGUCUUUGUUAAAGAACCAGAACCUUUCAUAGUGGAUCAGUUGCAGAACCUCUCGGUAGAGGAAGGAGAAGACGCUAUAUUUAAGUGCAAGGUGUCUAAGGAUAAUGCCCCUGAUGUCCACUGGUACCUGGCCGGAGUCCCAUUGCAGAGCAAUGAGAUGAACGAGAUUGCUGUCCACAAGGGGAAAAUACACACUUUGACUCUUAGAAAGGUCACCCUGGAAGAUUCAGGUCUUGUCAGCUUCAGAGUGGGACAGAAUACAUCUGUAGCUGAAUUAGAUGUUAAAGCCUCAGUUCUGAAAUUUACCAAGCUGCUGCUGCAGCCAGUUGAUGCUGAUGAGAAGGGGGUGACUGCACUGAGCUGUGAGCUCUCUAAACCCAAUGUAGUGACAGAAUGGAGGAAAGGGUCCAUGGUGAUCAGACAUGGAGGAAGGCACGAGAUCAGCAUAAAAGAAACACUUCACACUUUGUGCAUUAAGGACAUUGCUCUGGACGAUUCUGGGGAAUAUUCCUGCACUGCAGGCACUGAGAAAACAUCAACCAAGUUGCAUGUUAAAGCCCUGCCAGUAGCUUUCACACAACAGUUGCAGAACCUUGAACCCGAGGAAGGGGGAACAGCGGUGUUACAGUGUGAGGUGUCCAAGGAAGGAGCCCACGUGGAAUGGAGGAAAGGGGCGCUGGUUCUACAGGCCAGUGAUAAGUAUGAGAUAAGACAAAGUGGCACUUUAGUUGAACUAGUCAUUCACAACGUGGACCCAGAAGAUUGCGGCCCGUACACCUGCAGCACCGACGCUGCCCAGACCACCGCCUCCGUGUUCGUUCAAGAGAGUAACGUAGAGAUAGUGUCCGGUUUAAAGAACACGGACGUCUUUGCGGGGGAGACGGCCACUUUCUCCUGCCAGCUGUCCAGCCAGGAUGUCCGGAACGUGCAGUGGUGGCUGGAUGGUUCCCCCCUGCAGAACAGCCUCGACAAUGAGAUCUCGGUGUACGAAGGGAACGUCCACACCCUAACGUUAAAAAACCUGGGGACCAAUGACUCUGGCGUGGUCACCUUCAAAGCUGGGUCUCUCGUUUCUUCCGCUAAACUGUUAAUUAAAGAUCCAACUAUUGAGGUGGUCAGUCCCAUGAAUGACCUCACCAUUGAUGAAGACGAGACAGCAGAAUUAAUUUGCCAGUACUCUAGGCCAGUGCAGGCCUCAUGGAAGAAAAACGAUGUAGAACUGAGGGCUGACGGCAAGAGAGUCUUUAUCGAGCAAGACUGGAAUGUGGCCAAGCUGACUAUUAAGUCUGUGGUUCCCGAGGACUCUGGCUUCUAUGUGUGCGAAGCUGAAGGCACUAGGGUUGUCGCCAUGCUUGAUAUUGAAGCAAAGAAUAAAAUAUUGCAAGGGCUGGAGAACAUAGAUGUGGUGGAGGGAGGGGAAGCCCUGUUUGAGUGCUACCUGUCUAAGCCCGAGUGCUACAGCUACAACUGGCUUGUGGACGAUGAGCCGGCAAAGACAUCUGAGAACGUUGAGAUGGUUUUCUUUGAGAAUGGCCGGCGGCACCUUCUCUUGCUGAAGAACCUCACAGCCCAGGACAGUUGUCGAGUGACUUUCAUGGCUGGUGAUGUGGUUUCUUCAGCUUUCCUGAGUGUCCGAGGGUGGCGCCUGGAAGUUCUGAAGCCUCCAGCUGACACCGAAGUCACUCUAGGAGAGAAGACAGCCUUUAGCUGUGUGUUAAGUGAAGCCGUGCCAGUAAACGAGGUUGACUGGUAUUUAAAUGGACUACUCAUCCAGCCAGAUGAACACUGGUCCAUGACCGUAGACGGGAACCAGUAUACACUCAUUCUUAAAGACGCCCAACAAUUUCACUCCGGAGAAGUAGUAUUUGCUUCAAGAGAUGUAGUUGCUUCGGCUAAAUUGGUGAUUCUAGCCCUCCCUGAUCCCCCAGAAGACCCAGAGAUUGUAAGUAAGAGCAGCCGAUCCUUGACCCUGUCUUGGUUCACGCCCUUGAGUGAUGGUGGAUCUCCCAUCAUUGGAUACAAUGUUGAAAUGAAAGCCCCAGGUGGGGACUGGGAGCAGUGCAACAUGGAAAUUAUACAAAGUAUGGAAUAUGUUGUUCAAAAUCUGAAAGCGGGCCAGCCCUACCGGUUCCGCAUUGCCUCCAUAAACAAAGUCGGUGUUGGGGAGCCGGUUCAUUUACCACAAACGGUACAGCUAGAGGACGCUGUGACAGUAAAACAGCAACUGCAAAACAAAACCGCCAGUGAGGGGGAAACCAUUCGCCUGGAGUGCGAGCUUUCAAAGGAAACGCGUGAGGUCAGCUGGACAAAGGAGAAUGAGCCGCUGCAUCCGGGGAAAAAAUAUGAGUUAAUUUCACAGGAUUCAAAACAGAUUCUGAUCAUUCACAAUGUUUCUGUUGAUGACCGAGGAACGUAUUCCUGUGCAACCAAAUCAGGUGCUAAGACCACUGCGAGCGUGGCAUUGGGAAGUGCUGUUCCAACUAUCAUGGAGCCAAUCUCACUACAAGAAGCUUUUCGUGCAGCUGUCGAAAGGAAUGGCCUUGAAGUUGAGGAUGAAGAUGACACACAGCCAAACUUGCCACCAGAAGCUGCUCAAGAAGGAGAUCUGCAUUUAUUAUGGGAAGCACUGGCCAAAAAGAGGAGAAUGAGCAAGGAGCCCACCUUGGAUUCCAUCUCCGAGGUACCAGAAGAAGAUGAAAAGCUAAAACUGAAAAAGGAGGCAGAGAGACGUGCUGACUUCUCUGGAUACACUUCUGAAGAUGUGGCCAAAACCAGUGAGGCUGAUUUCUCACUUACAAGUUCUGAUGAUGAGUCCCGAGCUGGGACACCAUCUUUAGUUUCUUAUCUUAAAAAAGCUGGCCACUCCACUAUUACCUAUGGAACCAAGGUUCAAACAUUAUCUACCAGCAAGUUCUUCAAGCACUUUGAGACCCCUGAAGUUAAGGAGACCAAGAAGCCUGCCCUCGAGGUAGAGGCUGACUUAGCAGAAAUAUUUGAUGACGACCCUGCAAUGGAUAAAGCAGCAGUAAAAAUCCAGGCUGCUUUCAAGGGAUACAAAGCAAGGAAGGUGAUCAAGCAACAGGAAUGUCCUGUUUUUGCAGAGACAUUCAAAGACUUUUCUGUUGAACCGGGGGGAACCGUUCACCUUGAAUGCGUGGCCAUCAGCAAAACAGAUAUCACCACUCGUUGGCUGAAAGACGACCAGGAGCUCUCUGAUGGCCGUCAUUAUCAUAUUGACGACUACACGGAUGGAACCUGCUCCUUAAUUAUUACUGCUGUUGAACUUGAGGACACUGGAAAAUAUACAUGCGAAGUCUCAAACAAGUUUGGGGCGGUGUCUCAUAGUGCAAAGCUGGUGGUGGGUGACGGAGUUCCAGAAGUUGUCCCAAAGCCGAUGCCCUCUCCAGCCAAACUCGGUACUGAUAGUGAGACUGAAAGUUCCUCCGGCAGCGAGUUGGACGAUGCAUUCCGAAAGGCAGGAAGGAGACUGCACAAGAUCUUUAAAUCUAAAUCUUCCCUUGAGAUGUCUGAAGAGGAACUAUUUGUUAGUGCCGAUGAGGGAGAACUACCCCCAAUAGACCACCAAACCUACCGGGAAGAUGACAGAUACAUCUACAUCAAGUUUGAAGUCAUGUCAGAAGCUUCGGUUGCUGCUACAAGGUUCCGAGAAAUGUUCUCCGCCAUGGGCAUCCCAGUUAAAAUCGAUAUUUUAAACCAAGGCCCAAAAAAGAUUGAGCUACGGAUAAUGAAAGUGGAAACUGGGACCACAGAGCAACAUCGACUUGAAGCAAAGCAACAAAUGACUUUACUGACAUCAGACACAGCCCCUAUAUUUAUUACGGAACUUCAAAACCAGGAGGUUCAAGAUGGCUACCCAAUUAGUUUUGACUGUGUCGUAAUUGGGAAACCGAUGCCAAGCGUGCGCUGGUUUAAAGAUGGGAAGGUGAUAGAAGAAGACGAUCAUUAUAUGAUCAACGAGGACCAGGAGGGGUGUCACCAGCUCAUUAUCACUGCUGUCAUCCCCCCAGACAUGGGGGUCUACAGAUGUCUGGCUGAAAACAGAAUGGGGGUCGCUUCAACCAAGGCUGAGCUCAGGGUGGACAUGACCAGUUCAGACUACGACACUGCGGAGGCGACAGAAACAUCAUCAUACUUCAGCGCCAAAGGAUAUGAGUCCAGAGAGCAGGAAGGGAUCGAAUCCUCCACAGAGCAGGAGCAUCUGCCGCAGAUCGUAGAGGAACUCCGAGAUAUUUUGGUGUCACCCGGGACACCAAUUGCAAAAUUCGAGAUCAGAGUGAAAGGGUAUCCUCGCCCGCGGGUGUACUGGUUCAAAGACGGGCAGCCCAUCCAUGCGUCAGACCGGAUACUGAUCACGGAGAAGAAGAGGAAGCGCUCACUGGAGAUUCUCAACGUGGCCAAGGAGGACGCCGGGGAAUAUUCCACGUAUAUCAGCAAUUCGUCCGGCUCUGCGUACUCUUCCGCCAGACUGACGGUCAAAGGGCCCGGGGAACUGCAGAAAGAGAAGUCAGCGGAUGACGCAGGAGAUUUGGAGAAACCGGUUCCCCCCAUGUUCCUGGAGAGAUUCACCAAUAAAAAAGUACCAAAGGGUUCCAGCAUCACGUUAUCUGUAAAAGUGGAAGGAGUUCCUGCUCCGACGGUCACCUGGCUGAAAGAAGAGUCUCCUGAAGAUGUUCUGUGGAUCAAGGCUGAGACUCCGGGAUACAAGCUCGCCAGCUCCAACAUGCACCAUAGUCUUAUCCUGUUGGAUGUUGGCACUGAGUUCACCGGAACCUACACUUGUAUCGCAACGAACAAAGUUGGACAGUCCAUCUGCACAGCAUCUGUAGAAGUAAUAGACGAGAAGGAAUCUCAGAUCAAGGACGAGGCUGAUAAAAUGGUGAAAGACGUUUUGAUGAGCAAAGUUGGGAUUUCUCUCCAGCCCGCAGAAGCAGAUGGUGAGGGCAAGCAGGGCACCAAGCCGCACAUGUCGCUGUCCGAUGUGGGAACCGAGGAAUUCUUCCAGAAACUGACUUCACAAAUAACAGAGAUGGUGUCCGCCAAGAUCAGUCAAGCCACACUCCGAGUUCCCGGAAUGCACGCCAUGGAUAGCGAUGAUGAAUCCAAGACCCCAUCCGCCUCUCCACGCCACGGCAGGUCCAGGCCUUCAUCCAUUGCUGUGGAGUCUUCAUCUGAGUCUGAGGACGGGGACUCCAGGGGAGAGAUUUUCGACAUCUACAUGGCCACAGCUGACUACAACCCUAUCACAGCCGAUAAGGAGACCAUAACCUUAAAAGAAGGCCAGUAUGUGGAGGUCCUGGACAAUGCUCAUCCACUCAAGUGGCUCGUCCGGACGAAGCCAACAAAGUUCAGUGCCUCCCGUCAGGGAUGGGUGUCUCCAGCUUACUUGGAUAAACGUUUGAAGCUGUCGCCCGAGUGGGCAGCAGGAGACGCCGUGGAAUUCUCCGGGGAGUGCGUGUCGGAGGAAGAGUAUAAGAAGAAGCUCAGCAUACUCAUCCAGGACCUUCUCAGCACGGAGAAGGAGUACGUCAAGGACCUGCAGUUCCUCCAGAAACAUUACGUCAGCUAUACUGAGGGCUGCGCCGACCUUCCUGAGGCCGUGGCCAGCCAGAAGUCCGUCAUCUUCAGGAACAUCGGUGACAUCGGCGCCUUCCAUGAAAGCACUUUCUUCCCAGAACUGAAGAAGUGUGAGACAGACGACGAUAUCGCCAUGUGCUUCAUAAAGAACGAGGAAGAGUUCAACCGCUACAUUAUAUAUCUGGUGGGCCGCGUGCAGGCCGAGUCUGUGGUGGUCAAUGACGCCAUUCAGGAGUUCUACAAAAACUACGCGGAUGAGACUUUGGCUCUGUGUGACCCGUCUAAGCCCCCGGUGCCCCCGCUGCAGCACUACCUUGAGAGGCCAAUAAACAGAAUACACCGCUAUCAAGUCAUUAUCAAGGAAAUGAUCCGGAACAAAGCCAGGAAUGGGAAAAACUGUACCCUGCUGGAGCAGGUCUACGCCAUUGUGUCGGCGCUUACCCGGAGGGCGGAGAACUUCCUGCAUGUGUCAAUGAUCGAGAACUACCCUGGGACGUUGGAGGCGCUGGGAGAACCCAUCCGACAGGGUCAUUUCAUCGUAUGGGAAGGAGCUCCCGGCGCUCGAAUGGCCUGGAAGGGACACAACCGCCAUGUUUUCCUGUUCAAGAAUUAUCUCAUCAUCUGUAAAGCCAAGAGAGACACCAGGACGGACACUUACAGCUACGUCUUCAAGAACAUGAUGAAGCUGACGAACAUUGACGUGAAUGAUCAGGUAGAAGGAGAUGACCGGGCGUUUGAGAUAUGGCAUGAGCGAGAGGACUCGGUCCGCAAGUACCUGCUGCAGGCCCGAACGGUCAUCAUCAAGAACUCGUGGGUGAAAGAGAUCUGCGGCAUACAGCAGCGGUUCAGCCUCCCACUGUGGAAUCCCCCACACUUUAUCGAGGUGCUGGCAGAUUGCACAGCCGAGUUGGGGGAGACGGUGAAAUUGGCCUGCCGCAUUACAGGAACCCCAAAGCCCACAGUCACCUGGUACAAAGAUGGGCGCGCGGUGGAGGUGGACCCACAUCAUAUCAUCAUCGAAGAUCCUGACGGCUCCUGUACCCUCAUCUUGGACAACAUGACGGGCGCCGACUCUGGACAAUACAUGUGUUUCGCCACCAGUGCCGCUGGAUAUGCCAGUACCCUAGGGAAGAUCCUUGUUCAAGUACCACCAAGGUUUGUCAACAAGCUCCGCAAUGCCUACUUCGUGGAUGGCGAAGAUGCACAGUUCUCUUGUACCAUCGAAGGGGCGCCGUAUCCACAAAUAAGGUGGUACAGAGACGGGUAUCCUCUGACAGACUCCACCAAGCACCAGACAUACACCGAGCCGAGGAGCGGAACGUUGGUCCUGGUUAUAAAGAACGCCACUAAGGAGGACGUUGGCCAUUAUGAGUGUGAGCUGACAAACAGACUGGGGUCAGCGCGCAGCGCAGCGGAGCUGAACGUACAGACAGCGGCGUCACUGGCCCAGGAGAGGAGAGGAGACCAGAUCAUCACCAUAGAAGAUCCCAUUGGCUCAGUCCACAAUAUGGCUGCCUACAAGAUACAUAAGCAAAGAGUAAACUUCACUGAACAAGAAAGUAAAGUUCCCAAGAAAACCGUUAUCAUAGAGGAGACUAUAACAACAGUGGUAAAAAGUCCAAGGAUGAGGAGAAGAAUGUCUCCAGGAAUCUCCCCUUCACGUCCAGCCUCAGGACACUCCCCAGCAAGAACCCCAAGAUCUGAAGCCUCCACACCGGAGCCUCACUUUUUAACAAGAGGCAAGCAGUCAGUGUUUAGGUCUGAGCAAGAAACACGCAAGACCGUCCUUCCCACGUUCUUUGUCACAGAACCAGAAGAAGAACGAGGGGCAUCUGCCAGGCCAGAGGAUCAGAAAACUAGGUGGAUUGAAGUCGAAGAAAUUAUUGAAUUUAAAGUGAAAAAAUCACCAAAGCCACCUAGGAAAAGAGGGACAUCUCCAGCAAAGCCAGAGAAAGAUGAACGAGGUUCUCGGAAGUAUACCCCCCACGGUUCAAGAUCAAAGGGUUACCCUGGUGAAGACCCCAACACAAAUAACUCCAACAACAAAUUAGUAGAAGAAUCUAAGACUUCACUUCCGUGUACCUUAUCAGAGGCUGACAUCUCAUCAAUGGAAUAUGGACUUGUAGAACAAGAGUCGGAGGUUGAGGAAGAUCUAGGGUUUCAGUAUGACCCAGAACAAAGUGAUAGUGACUCUUUAGAAAAAAGCACAAAAUAUCCAUCAGAACCAGAAACCCCAGUAGUUUCUCAGGAGAGAGAACAUGUGUUAUUCAAUAUAUCUGAGGAUGAUAUUUCAUCAACACCAGUGAAUUUGGAUGUCAGCGAUAACCUAGAAAAACUGAUGGAAGAAGAAGAAGCACAAGAUGCAGACCAGACAUUAUCUUUGGAAGUAGAAGACAUCAUCGUUGAAGAGCCAGAAGAUGAAGAUACAGAAGACCUCAGAAACAGAGAUCAAAAAAUUCUUACUCGUGAUGGAAAAGUUCUAACUCUAGAAGAUCUCGAGGAUUACGUUCCAGGUCAAGGAGAGACUUACGGAUGUGAUGAAAAUGAGGCAAACAUCGCUGAGAACACGCCUUGUGAGAUAUCUGUACUGCAAGCUGAAAUAAAUGAGCCAAUCGUCGGCAAGCCUGUGUUGUUGAAUGUAGGAAGGCCUGUUGUCCCAAAACAGAGACAAGGCUUCUUCAGCAACUUAAAAGAGGGAAUCGGAAGUAUGUUCAUGGCUGGCUCAAGAAUGAGUAGGAUGAAUAUGAUGGGAUCCUCAAAUGUUUCUUUCCAUAUGAAUGAAGCCGGCAUGGCUGGGGCAAGUGCCUCAUCCACUGGCCAGCCAUCUUUUAAUAUUAAGCCCUCUUUCUGUACCGAAGUCCAACGUUCUAUAGACCACGGGCAACCCAGCUUUAAAACUGAAGUUUCUACAAGAACCUUAAGCUACGGCACCCUUGGAGAGACUGUUACCUUACACAUAACCAAAAAAGACCCUUCCCAGAGCUAAGUCUAGAUAAUAUCAUAAGAAUAAGAGGAGGAGGCUGGUAGUGGAUGGAGAUGCUGAAAAUGUCGAUAUCUGGAAAGAUGCUGAGAUGUUACACAGGCCAUGGACCUUUUAUUUUCCAGUCUUAAUGGGAACACUUACACUUACAUGAAAAAAGAAAUACGUAUUAACUAAAGUGUCAUUCCAUAUAGAACAUAUGGUUGUCUAGAGCUGAGAAAUUAGAAGGAUUUGACUCUCCUCCUCGUAUAGAUGUCUACAAUCUACGUACGGAAGGGAAUUUCUUACUUUACUUACAAUACUUUAGCAAAUGUACAUGUUUUAUUCAAGUACUUUGCCGGAAAUGGAAAUUAUGUUUACAUUGAUACACGCAACUUUGACAAUGGCGCCAAAAAAAAUAAAUAAGACCUGCCAAAAAUUGUUAUGUCAAUCUGGAAAAAAAAUAAUUACUUUGGACAUUUGCCAUGAUGCAACAUGGUGUAUGAACUAAAAUACAGUAACUGAGAUAUGUCAAAAAUGAUACAUAAUAUAUAAACUGAAAGCUGCAACAAGAAACCUGUGAUGCGUUUUUAGAAAAUGUCCUUGUCUGAAAGGACACAGACCCGUCAGCAAAGAGGUCUGGAGUACGUCAGUAACCAUUACCAACAUCAGAGGAGAGCGCAGUGUGUGUAUUGUCUAGUAAAUGGCUAUUUGUAACCAGGCGGUACCGUUUGGCCUCUGUGUGUGUUCAGACUCCAUUACUGAAACGUAUUGUUGCCUUUGGAAUUGCUCUUAACUCGAUAAAUGGAAUAAUAAAAAAAAAAAAAAACAUUGUAGAAUACAAAUUCUGAUUACAGGAAAAUUGUAGCAUUGUGCAGACAAUCUAAGCCAUGCUCUUAAGGUUAUUAUUGUAGGUUGUAAUUGUAUCGUUGCAUUUUGUUUUUUUUCUCUCUCAAAGCAUGAAUUCUAAUUUGUGAUCUAGUUGUUAUUUAUUAACCCCUUCAAGCCCUGCCGUGGGAUUUGUUCAGUUAAACAAUUACCUCUUAUGAUGGCUGAUAUGACAACGCUGAAAUAAAGAAAGAUAAUGGUGAUGAAGUGAA
Messenger RNA from Pseudophryne corroboree (corroboree frog), 27845 nucleotides. It is a transcript of the gene OBSCN, whose product is annotated as obscurin, cytoskeletal calmodulin and titin-interacting RhoGEF. Gene Ontology annotation, molecular function: protein binding; guanyl-nucleotide exchange factor activity. NCBI's taxonomy places the organism in Eukaryota, Metazoa, Chordata, Amphibia, Anura, Myobatrachidae. Bases 334 to 26772 code for a protein of 8812 amino acids. The record is from RefSeq and is a predicted model, not a curated record. The transcript is spliced from 103 exons.